AUGACCUCGCGGCUGCGGCAUUGGCGGGAAGCGGCCACGGUGCUCCUGACUGCCGGCGGCGUCGGCGGGGCUUGGGCCCGGCCUCCCGGCGGCGCCUCGCCGUCCUUCGACUACCAAGUGCUGCUGCUGCGGCGGAGCCCUCGCAGCGCCUUCAUGCCCAGCGCCCAAGUCUUCCCGGGCGGCGUGGUGGACGCGGCCGACUUCUCGGCCGAGUGGCUGAAGCUGCUGCCGGAGCCGCCGCGCUGCGGGCUGGGCCCCGUGAAGGCGGGCGGGCCGCGGGCGCCUCUCUUCGUGGCCGAGCGGCCCGAGCUGGGCUCGGCGGCGCUGCCGGGCGACGUGGCCUUCCGCAUCUGCGCCAUCCGGGAGACCUUCGAGGAGGCCGGCGUCCUCUUGCUGGUGCCCGCCGAGGAGGGAGGGCGGCCCGACGGGGGCCCGGCUCGCUUGCUGCCCGCCGAGCGCCUCCCGCCGGCCCCCGAGCUGGCCGAGUGGCGGCGGCGGGUGCAGCGGCAGCCGGCCUGCUUCUUGCAGCUCUGCCGGCACCUGCGCUGCGUGCCCAACAUUUGGGCGCUGCACGAGUGGAGCAACUGGCUCACCCCCGUGGGCCGCGGCAGGCGCUACGACACCGCCUUCUAUCUCUGCUGCCUCGGGCAAGGCCCGCCGACCGCCUCCCACGACCAGGUGGAGGUCACCGCCUGCCAGUGGACAAAGCCCCCAGAAGUUCUUGAACUUGUUAAGUCUCAAGACAUCUGGAUACCACCUCCUCAGUUUUAUGAAUUAUGCAGACUCUGCAACUUCCCAUCGCUUCAUGAUCUACAUAGGUUUGGCUUUGAACGAGCUGCAGAGGGAUGCGAGCGGUGGAUGUCUGUUCUGUUAAUUGCGUCAGAUGGUCACAUGCAACUAUUACCAGGCGAUGAACUAUAUCCCGAAGAUCCAGAUUUUACAGGAGAAAGAAAACCAGCAUUGACAACAAAUAAAAAGAUUGAAGAUAUCUUGAAAGAGGCCAGUAGGGUUCACCGGAUAGUGAUACGAAACCUUAAUGAUGUUGCAGUUCAUGUUAAUGUCCCACCCAAAUAUAAACAUAUCAAUCCACUGCCCCUGGACUCUAAAAUGGGAAACACUACAGAUUGCAAUAGCAAAUUAUAGCAUUCUUUUUGCCAUUGACAUUUCCAAAAAAGUUUACAUAUAAUUUAUUUAAGACUGGCACAUAUAAGAGGUGCCAAAUAGGCUUUCCCAGGGGGGGUUCAGAUUGUCAGAGAACAUUUGUUUUGGGAACAGCAAUAAUUAAAAUGUUCUUAUGCCACUUUAUAUACCUCAGGCCUGAUAUCAGUGAUAUAAGGCUUCAGUCUGAGUGAUUAUUUCUCUAUGAAUUUCUUUGCAAAUGUGCCAAUUCUGCAGUAGAGACUUCUGUCUACUAAGUACUUGGCCUUAAUCUACACAUUUAUGAAUUUGGGACAUUGACAAGCCUGUCGGACAGUAUUGGACCAUGACUAACUUCGGCCAUGUAUCAAUUCCUGGUUGUCAAAGUCCUUCACUUUUAGUAUGGCUCAGCAUCUUGGGACAAUUCCAUUUUUCUCAUUAAAAAUGUAGACUCCCUUUUUUAAAAGUAGUAACCACCACCAAAUUGCCUCCAAAUAACUCUGUUUAGGAUUGUAGAUGCAUGCUACAGUCUGUAACUGAUUUUUACUAAUUGUAUUCAGUUCAGAAGUUGUACUUCUGGAAGAUAUUUUAUGGGUGCCUUAACACACUAAUACUGCCAACAGUUCAUUGGAUAAAUUCAGUUGUAUGAUGGAGCUUUCAGUUUGGAAUGUCAACCGUGCAUUUAAGCUACCUGUUUUGCUAACUAUUUAUUUGUCUAAAAAUAAAUAUUUUCAGCAA
This is a messenger RNA of Heteronotia binoei (common prickly gecko), 1875 nucleotides long. RefSeq names its product nudix hydrolase 19 (gene NUDT19). Gene Ontology annotation, cellular component: mitochondrion. The transcript is spliced from 3 exons. Gene Ontology annotation, molecular function: hydrolase activity, acting on acid anhydrides, in phosphorus-containing anhydrides. Bases 1 to 1143 code for a protein of 380 amino acids. The record is from RefSeq and is a predicted model, not a curated record. NCBI's taxonomy places the organism in Eukaryota, Metazoa, Chordata, Lepidosauria, Squamata, Gekkonidae.